Molecule: messenger RNA, 735 nt
Organism: Dovyalis caffra
Lineage: Eukaryota; Viridiplantae; Streptophyta; Magnoliopsida; Malpighiales; Salicaceae
Source: the annotation of a GenBank genome assembly
AUGAACAGAUACAACGGGCGAGUCCAAAUCCCCGAUUUGCAACUCCCCAAAUACGACGACGCCGAAGAAGAAAAUGUUGAUCAAGAAGGAGAUGAAAGUAAUAAUAACGGGGUAGCGCGAUUAACGACAACAGGGAGCAAUGUGAGUGACGAUCAAGAGCCAUUUAUGGGUGUAAAAGUUCGAAGAAAAGCUUCGCGUCAUAGAGAUAUCAGAGGGGAUUAUCUUGAUGUUCCUUCUCAUUCUUAUUUGAUGAAGAUUUUGCAAAAACAAGGCGACAAGCAAGUUCUCUUUGCCGAUAAAGUUUUGAAAUUCACUAGUUCAGGAAAGAUGAAACGACGUAUAUUGUUAAUAACUGACUUUGCCGUUUACAUUAUUGACUCGGAGGCUAAUGCGCUUAAACGACGGAUAGCACUGGCAGCUGUAGAAAAGAUAUGUUUGAGUGAAUUAAGUGAUAAUUUCUUUGCUAUUAUCAUUCCAACCGAGUAUGAUCUUCUCAUGGCCAGCACUCGAAAGACUGAAAUCGUUACAGUGUUAGUUGAAGCUACCAAGAGUGCUUCUGACUAUGAACUUGAGGUGGUUUUUUCCAAUAGCUUUGAAUAUAAUGCGGAUGCUGAAUUGGUAAAGGAAAUUCAGUUUGAGGAAGUUGAAGGGCGUCCGGAAAGGAAGAAGUUGAAACCAUGGAAGAGCUAUAUCUCAGGAGCCGGACUCACCUUCGACUUGCUGGCUGAUGAAUAG